AUGGAGCCCCCGCGCCAACAUUCUACAGAAUGGGAGAGCAGUCUCUGCAACUGCUCACCCUGCUCCUCUUGCCUCCUCGCCUGCUUUCUGCCAUGCAUCCUCUUUGGCAAAACGGCGGAUCGCAUGAAGGAUCCGACCAUGGAGACAAGCGAGGCGAUCAAUGGCGAAUGCCUUGUCUUUGGCGCCAUUCACUGCUUCACCGGCUGCGGGUGGAUCUAUAACCUCCUCCAGCGUAGCGAGAUACGAGAAAAAUAUGGCAUCCAGGGUAGCGGCUUGGGCGACUGCUGCACAAGCUACUGGUGCCUCUGUUGCGCACUCAUCCAGCAGGACAACGAGGUCAAGCGCAGGGCCAUACCCGCCGGUCCCAUCACCCAGGGGUACCAGAGCCAGAAGGAGGGCAUGCAAAUGCCCGCGCCGGCUUAUGUCCAGCCGCCGCAGCACGAUAUGGAGCAGGGCAUCCAGCAGGCCUACCCCGCGGGGCAGCAGCCGAUGCACUACCCCCCAGGUGUGCAAGGCCAGGAGAAGCAGUAG
Drechmeria coniospora is the source of this 531-nucleotide messenger RNA. RefSeq names its product Protein CADMIUM RESISTANCE 3. Bases 1 to 531 code for a protein of 176 amino acids. NCBI's taxonomy places the organism in Eukaryota, Fungi, Ascomycota, Sordariomycetes, Hypocreales, Ophiocordycipitaceae. The transcript is spliced from 3 exons. The record is from RefSeq and is a predicted model, not a curated record.